AUGUCGAUCACGGAAUCAACCGAGGCCACUGAUGGUCGUCGGCUUCUAGAAUGGCUCUGUAAUUUUAUCACUCUCAAAUACAAAGACGAAGCGAUUAGCGUUGCCUCGGGCAAACUCGAUGAAGCGGUCAAGAACCCCUACUCUAGCUCUUCGUCGUCCACGACUAUCGCCCUCUCUCCCAUGCAGUUACAGCAGACCCAGCUUUUGAAUUAUGGUUCACAAAUCGACGUCUGGUCACUUGGUGUCGACAUCAAGGGUGUCCGUAGAUGGGCAGUCCCAAUGCUAGGAAUAACAUCUCUGGCACUUCAAUGGCAACCCCGUAUACUGCUAGAGUUGCCACGACCACUCUCCGCAAAUAUGCUCAGAUAUCUCUACCCGAAUCUUUCCAAGGAGCUCAAGGAUUAUGCAUGCGACUCCCGGUGUGGCUCUUGA
Messenger RNA from Rhizoctonia solani, 432 nucleotides. RefSeq lists its product as uncharacterized. The transcript is spliced from 4 exons. The record is from RefSeq and is a predicted model, not a curated record. Bases 1 to 432 code for a protein of 143 amino acids. NCBI's taxonomy places the organism in Eukaryota, Fungi, Basidiomycota, Agaricomycetes, Cantharellales, Ceratobasidiaceae.